GCAUCGUCCAUUGGUCCAGCUAGAAACGUGACGUCUGACUUACCAAAUGCCUGAUGAGGCGAAGAGGAACUCUAAACUCAUCUCUGAUCGACUAGAUAAUUCUUUAGGCUACCAUGGAUAUACCUGUCUGGUUAGGGAACCACCUCACAUUAUGUGUUACGUAAGAGUCAAUCCUAUCCGCAUUACGGAAUAUCUUUUCUUCGCAAUUUUUGGACAAAAGAAUACCGACGAUUUCUCGAUUUCGACGAGGCAACCAAAAUGGACGAUAUAUUUAUUUAAGAUAUCAUUCUCUCUCUACAUGCUUGUCACCGUUAUCAUCUUGAUCAAUCUUCUAAUUGCUAUGAUGAGUGACACUUAUCAAAGUAUCCAGUCGCAAAGUGAUAUAGAGUGGAAAUACGGACUCAGUAAACUUAUACGUAAAAUGCAAAAAACACGAACUGCUCCCUCGCCGUUAAAUCUGUUCACCACGUGGAUAAUAUAUCUUGUAAAGAUGUGUAAGAAGAAAGCAAAUAAAAAGAAGAAAAUGAACGUAAUGCAUGGUUUUAUGACGAAACAUACACUUCUGAAAAGUUCAUUCUCUCAAGAUAAUAAAAUACUUUCAUUGGAUCGCAACAAGGUCAACGAUGGUUUCGCUCUACUACGUUCGAGUCCUUUUCAAAGCCAAUCAUCAUUAAAUCAAGCGUCAAAAAUAGAAAAUGUCGUCGAAUGGGACAUCGUUCGUCGGAAAUAUAGAAUGCGUUUUGGAGAUGAGAUAGAGAAACCGUCGGGAGAGGAUCACAUCGUCAAUGGAACGAUAUAAAUGAUCUUAAUUGAU
Molecule: messenger RNA, 814 nt
Organism: Vespa mandarinia (Asian giant hornet)
Lineage: Eukaryota; Metazoa; Arthropoda; Insecta; Hymenoptera; Vespidae
Product: transient-receptor-potential-like protein
Biological process (GO): regulation of cytosolic calcium ion concentration; calcium ion transmembrane transport
Cellular component (GO): cation channel complex; plasma membrane
Molecular function (GO): store-operated calcium channel activity; inositol 1,4,5 trisphosphate binding
Source: RefSeq, a predicted model, not a curated record